GUAGGCAGGUAGUUCUGUCAGCUCCGUGCCAGAUCAGACCAGACCAGACCAGCCCACCCUGGUGUGUGUCUUGUCGGGUCGGGGAAACUAACUAACUAACUGACUAACUAACUAAUUGAACUGAUUAUUGAGGUGAGUGAUUAGGCCCGCUGCUACGUAACUCGAAAACUUAUCUAUCUUGGUGUAUCUGGGUAGAUAGAGAAAGAGAUUCUCUAUCUGCUUACCUGUUGAUAUCUACCCCACACAUAUUCUUUUUUUCUUCUGCUGCUUAUUUGAGUAGCUUUCGCUUUUGUUUGAGUCGUUGUUGUUGUUGUGAUUCUUUCUCGGUUGUUUGAAUUCUUGUGUGGGUGUCUGUCGGUCGGUCGAUGUCAGUAUGCAUUCGGACGAGCCUCGCGAUAUGAUCUCAGGUGCUGGAGAAAGGGAUGGGGAUGCUGCUGGCACAGCGCCGUGGAAACUUGGGUUUCGGUCGUCCCGGGCGUUUGUGAUUUGCGUGGUCGCGAUUGCGGUUUUUACGGAUGUCUUUAUCUAUGGCAUGAUCGUGCCCAUCUUACCGAUUGUGCUUAAAACACGGGUGAUUGUUCCAGAGGAUGAGCUUCAAACAUGGAUGUCAAUCAUGCUUGCUGCGUUUGGUGGGGGCAUAUUCUUUGGGUCGCCCAUCUUCGGUUACUUCGCAGAUCGAAGCACCUCGCGACAACUUCCAUUUCUGAUCGGACUGCUUGCGCUCGCUGGGACGACUAUCGUGUUCUGGUUUGCGGAGACGGUCUCGUCGCUGGUCAUUGCGCGAUGUCUCCAGGGCCUCUCGGCGGCCGUGGUCUGGACGGUGGGUUUGGCCCUUGUCGUUGAUACGGUGGGGAAGGAUCAGGUGGGAGCUGCGAUGGGAUAUGUGUCCAUGGCUCUGACCGUGGGGACUGUGUUUGGUCCGUUUAUUGGAGGUAUUAUGCUGUCGCGAGUGGGCUAUCAUUCGGUGUUUGUAUUGGCAAUUGGUUUGAUUGUCCUGGACAUCAGCCUUCGACUUGUCAUGGUCGAACGCAAGUCCGCCUCUAAAUGGAUCCAGUCGGAUGAGGGUGGCGAGACAGAGGGCCUGCUGAGUGGCGCGACGGAAGAGCGUGGUGUUGGGUAUGCUGCUAUUCCGGAUGAUGGCGCCGGUCAGACGUCUGUCCCAGGCGAGCCGCUGUCCAGCGGCAAGGCGACAUCCGUGCCGGGAAUUAUUCGCUUGAUGUGCUCGGGCAAGCUACUGGUCGUCCUCAUGGCGACGGUAGUUGAUGCGAUCAUCUGGUCCGCUUUCGAUACAGUGCUUCCACUGUACGUAAUGAAAACGUUCGGAUGGGGAUCGUUCGAGAUCGGACUCUGCUUCCUGCCACUAUUUGCGCCGUCUUUCCUCUCGCCAUGGGUUGGCGAUGCCGUUGACCGCUGGGGAGCACCCCGGGUCGCCUUCCUCGGCUUCCUGCUCGAUUUCCCUACGCUGCUGCUCUUCCAGCUCGUCGCACGGAACACGACUCAAGAUCAGGUCCUCCUCUAUGUGUUCCUUUGCUUCGCAGGAGUUGCGUCCACCCUGCAGAUGGUAUCUCUGAUGACGGAGGUCAGCAACGUUACGGAACGGUACGAGAGAGAGUUCCCCGGCAUCUUCGGGAAGCAGGGUGGUACUGCACAGGCCUACGGGCUGUUCAACGUCGCCUGGUCCGGCGGACAGGUACUGGGGCCCCUGGUUGCGGGUGUCCUCGUCGAACGAGCCGGGUGGACGACCAUGGUGACGGUGUUGGGAGCAGUCAGUGGAGGAAUGUCGGUGGUGAUUGCUCUCUCGGACCGGAGAGUUCUGCCGUUGGGGAAGAAGAGGUGAUGUCUCAUGAUUCACGAUUCACGAUGCUAAAAGCUGCAAUGAUGUGCAUGGAUGAGUGACGAUUGACGGAUUGAGGAAGGCUAUGGGGUUAUCGUUAUCCGAUAAUGACUGUAUGAUGAUCAUGUGUUGUGUGUAACGUCCAAGAUGAAGUCUGCAAGGGAGUAUGCGAGGCAAUAUAGGGUAUUCUUC
This is a messenger RNA of Aspergillus sclerotioniger CBS 115572, 2026 nucleotides long. Its product is annotated as MFS transporter. Gene Ontology annotation, biological process: transmembrane transport. Gene Ontology annotation, molecular function: transmembrane transporter activity. The record is from RefSeq and is a predicted model, not a curated record. The transcript is spliced from 8 exons. Lineage: Eukaryota; Fungi; Ascomycota; Eurotiomycetes; Eurotiales; Aspergillaceae. Bases 374 to 1837 code for a protein of 487 amino acids.